Molecule: messenger RNA, 444 nt
Organism: Electrophorus electricus (electric eel)
Lineage: Eukaryota; Metazoa; Chordata; Actinopteri; Gymnotiformes; Gymnotidae
Source: RefSeq, a predicted model, not a curated record
AUGCUGGAGGAGUGGGAGAGUUUGUGCAUUCCAUGUUUUCCUGUGGAAUGCAUCACUGUGGACUGCAUCACUGUGGAAUGCAUCACUGUGGACUGCAUCACUGUGGAAUGCAUCACUGUGGAAUGCAUCACUGUGGACUGCAUCACUGUGGACUGCAUCACUGUGGAAUGCAUCACUGUGGACUGCAUCACUGUGGACUGCAUCACUGUGGACUGCAUCACUGUGGAAUGCAUCACUGUGGAAUGCAUCACUGUGGACUGCAUCACUGUGGACUGCAUCACUGUGGAAUGCAUCACUGUGGACUGCAUCACUGUGGAAUGCAUCACUGUGGACUGCAUCACUGUGGAAUGCAUCACUGUGGACUGCAUCACUGUGGACUGCAUCACUGUGGAAUGCAUCACUGUGGAAUGCAUCACGGCCAGGACUGGCAAGAAUAAGCGUUAA